AUACCUCCCGCCCCCCCUCCUCCUGUACCUCCACCUCCCGCCCCCCCUCCUCCUGUACCUCCAUACCUCCCGCCCCCCCCUCCUCCUGUACCUCCAUACCUCCCGCCCCCCCCUCCUCCUGUACCUCCACCUCCCGCCCCCCCUCCUCCUGUACCUCCAUACCUCUCCCCCACCCUCCUCCUGUACCUCCAUACCUCUCCCCCACCCUCCUCCUGUACCUCCAUACCUCUCCCCCACCCUCCUCCUGUACCUCCAUACCUCCCGCCCCCCCCUCCUCCUGUACCUCCACCUCCCGCCCCCCCUCCUCCUGUACCUCCAUACCUCCCGCCCACCCUCCUCCUGUACCUCCAUACCUCCCGCCCCCCCCCUCCUCCUGUACCUCCCCCUCCUCCUGUACCUCCAUACCUCCCGCCCCCCCCCUCCUCCUGUACCUCCAUACCUCCCGCCCCCCCUCCUCCUGUACCUCCACCUCCCGCCCCCCCUCCUCCUGUACCUCCAUACCUCCCGCCCCCCCCUCCUCCUGUACCUCCAUACCUCCCGCCCCCCCCUCCUCCUGUACCUCCACCUCCCGCCCCCCCUCCUCCUGUACCUCCAUACCUCCCGCCCCCCCCUCCUCCUGUACCUCCAUACCUCUCCCCCACCCUCCUCCUGUACCUCCAUACCUCCCGCCCCCCCUCCUCCUGUACCUCCAUACCUCCCGCCCCCCCUCCUCCUGUACCUCCAUACCUCCCGCCCCCCCCCCCUCCUCCUGUACCUCCAUACCCCCCCCCCCCCCCUCCUCCUGUACCUCCAUACCUCCCGCCCCCCCCUCCUCCUGUACCUCUACCUCCCGCCCCCCCUCCUCCUGUACCUCCAUACCUCCCGCCCCCCCCCUCCUCCUGUACCUCCAUACCUCCCGCCCCCCCUCCUCCUGUACCUCCAUACCUCCCGCCCCCCCUCCUCCUGUACCUCCAUACCUCCUGCCCCCCUCCAGAGCUCCUCCCCCGCCCGCUCUCUCCGAGGACUCGGCUUCCUGCCGGCUUCCCCCACACAGGACUGGACUGGGCACACAGGAAACCAGCUGCGAUAGAAGAGGAGGUUUGGGAGGGGGCUGCUUAACCCCGUCUCUGCUGGAGAGCAGCCUGCAGGAGACAUGCAUCUGGAUGUUAUCCAUAGGAGGACGGGAAGGCGAGGCGCCCGGACCCCCGAUAUGGUGCAAUGUUAGCUCCAUCUAGGGGGCUACCACGAGGGAAAGUCGGCUGAGAUACAAGAGACACACACUUCACAAAUAACCAGGAGAACUACAAGUCCCAGUAAACCUUAUGAAACAAGCAUAAGACGAUGGACUGGGGCAGAUCCCUGAAGCUACAGACCCGGCCAGGGCAUGCUGCGACUUGCAGUUCCACAAAGCCCUACAAUGAUAGGAGUGAUCAUCCGCACGGCCGUCCUGAUAACAAGGGGUUAAUGUAAAGUCCUCGCCUGCCUAACUCUAUGGAUCCACAGCGGGAGCGCAGCCACCAGGGGUCUUCACCAGGGGCCCUCCACCAAAAUCACCCGACAGAGACCACCACCGACUGACAGGGG
Bufo bufo (common toad) is the source of this 1563-nucleotide messenger RNA. Its product is annotated as leucine-rich repeat extensin-like protein 3. NCBI's taxonomy places the organism in Eukaryota, Metazoa, Chordata, Amphibia, Anura, Bufonidae. The record is from RefSeq and is a predicted model, not a curated record.